GACAACGGCCGAUGCCAUGCUAGACAGUAUUCCAAACUACAGCUGUGGGAGACAGAAUAACGUGUUGGCUGUUUUUGAAGCAACUUCUUCUGAAAUCCCCCACCUUAUUUCAAGCAUGUUGGGCAUCUACAAAAUGCCCCAGCUUCACACUUUCUUGAAAGAAAUUUGGCUUUCCAAUUCAUCCGUAGGAGGGAUGUAUUCUGAUAAGAAUGGGGAGCUGGCUGCCAACUUUGAUAUCGUGAACUGGGUGGUAUUUCCCAAUAGAUCUCAGAGCGGAAAGCAAGUUGGGAGGAUCGAGGGACAGACAUCCUCCGACAUAAAAUUCUCCAUUAAACCGGAAGCCAUUGUGUGGCCUGGGAACUUCAGCAAGGUUGUGCCUUGUUCAAGAUGCACCCAAAGCUGUCCCCCUGGAUACGCUAGAGUGGCCAAAGAAGGAGAGCCUGUUUGCUGCUAUGAUUGUGCUCCUUGUGCGGAAGAGACCAUCUCCGUUCAGGAAGAUGCAAAGCAUUGCACCAAAUGCCCAGAAGAUCAGCAUGCAAAUCAAGCAAGAGACAAGUGUGUCCCCAAGACUAUAACAUUUCUCACUUAUGAAGAACCCCUGGGCAUUGUCCUGAUUUCCAUUGCCCUCUUCUUGUCCUUGACCACUGGUGUUGUGCUAGGAAUCUUCAUUAAAUACAAGGAAACGCCCAUAGUCAAAGCUAACAAUCGAGACCUCUCCUAUAUCCUCCUCAUCUCCCUCCUGCUUUCCUUUUUGUCCUCCUUCCUGUUCAUCGGCCAGCCAAGGAAAGUGACCUGCCUUCUCCGACAAACAGCCUUCAGCAUCAUCUUCUCAGUUGCUGUUUCUUCUGUUUUGGCAAAAACCAUCACUGUGGUGCUGGCCUUCUUGGCCACAAAGCCAGGGAACAAGGCGAGGAGAUGGCUGGGGAAGAGUCUGGCCAACUCCAUUGUCCUUUCCUGUUCUGGUGUGCAAGUUGUCAUCUGCACCAUCUGGUUGGGAAUCUCCCCACCCUUCCCAGACUCCGACAUGCACUCCCAGGCUGGAGAGAUCAUCCUUCUAUGCAAUGAAGGAUCUGUUGCGAUGUUCUACACUGUCCUUGGCUACAUGGGCUUCCUGGCUGCCAUCUGCUUCACGGUGGCUUUCCUGGCCAGGAAGCUUCCAGGGUCCUUCAAUGAAGCCAAGCUAAUCACCUUCAGCAUGCUGGUCUUCUGCAAUGUUUGGGUGUCCUUUGUGCCCACCUACCUGAGCACCAAGGGGAAGUACAUGGUAGCCGUGCAGGUCUUCUCUAUGUUGGCCUCCAGUGCUGGGCUUCUGGGCUGCAUCUUCAUUCCCAAGUGCUACAUUAUCAUCCUCAGGCCAGAUCUGAACACAAAGGCACAUCUAACUACAAAAAGUGAUGGUGGUGGUGCCUGA
This is a messenger RNA of Lacerta agilis (Sand lizard), 1411 nucleotides long. RefSeq names its product vomeronasal type-2 receptor 26-like. Gene Ontology annotation, cellular component: membrane. Gene Ontology annotation, molecular function: G protein-coupled receptor activity. The transcript is spliced from 4 exons. Lineage: Eukaryota; Metazoa; Chordata; Lepidosauria; Squamata; Lacertidae. The coding region runs from base 17 to 1411 and encodes 464 amino acids. Gene Ontology annotation, biological process: G protein-coupled receptor signaling pathway. The record is from RefSeq and is a predicted model, not a curated record.